AUGGGGGAAAGCGGCGGAGGGGGUGGAUGUUGUCCGCCGAUGGAUCUGAUGAGGUCAGAGCCGAUGCAGCUGGUUCAAGUCAUUGUCCCCAUGGAAUCUGCUCAUCUAACCGUCUCUUACCUCGGGGAUCUCGGCCUCGUCCAAUUCAAAGACCUAAAUUCAGAGAAGAGCCCUUUUCAACGUACUUAUGCUGCUCAGGAAAAAUCUAUUGAUUCAAAGCAGGUAAAGCUUGGAUUUCUCACCGGCUUAGUACCUCGUGAAAAGUCGAUGGUCUUUGAAAGGAUUCUAUUCCGUGCUACUAGGGGCAACGUCUUUAUUCGUCAGACUGUAAUUGAAGAGCCAGUCAUUGAUCCCAACUCUGGAGAGAAGGCUGAGAAAAAUGUUUUUGUUGUCUUCUAUUCCGGGGAAAGAGCAAAAAGCAAAAUUCUUAAAAUAUGCGAAGCUUUUGGGGCCAAUCGUUAUCCUUUCAGUGAAGACCUUGGAAAACAAGCUCAAAUGAUAACUGAGGUGUCAGGUCGAUUAACAGAGCUUAAAACCACCAUAGAUGCUGGUUUAGGUCACCGUAACAUAUUGUUGCACACCAUUGGAGAUAAAUUUGAGCUGUGGAAUCUCAAGGUGCGCAAAGAGAAAGCUAUCUAUCAUACUUUGAACAUGCUUAGUCUUGAUGUAACUAAGAAGUGCCUUGUGGCCGAGGGCUGGAGUCCUGUCUUUGCAUCAAACGAUAUUCAAAAUGCACUGAAGCGUGCUGCAGUUGACUCCAAUUCUCAAGUUGGAUCAAUAUUCCAGGUUCUGAGGACCAAAGAGUUGCCACCAACUUAUUUCCGCACAAACAAAUUUACUUCUGCAAUCCAGGAAAUUGUUGAUGCUUAUGGUGUGGCCAAGUAUCAGGAAGCUAAUCCUGGUGUAUUCACAAUCGUCACCUUCCCCUUCCUUUUCGCUGUUAUGUUUGGUGAUUGGGGGCAUGGAAUAUGUUUGCUGCUUGCAACUAUGUACUUGAUAUGGAACGAAAAGAAAUUUUCCAGCCAGAAACUUGGGGACAUUAUGGAGAUGGCUUUUGGUGGUCGUUAUGUCAUAUUCAUGAUGUCACUCUUCUCAAUAUACACUGGUUUAAUCUACAACGAGUUCUUCUCUAUUCCAUACCCAUUGUUUGCUCCCUCAGCCUAUGAUUGCCGUGAUGCUGCAUGCAGCGAGGCUACUACAAUUGGUUUGAUAAAGGUGCGGGACACUUAUCCAUUUGGUCUAGAUCCUGUAUGGCAUGGUACCCGCAGCGAGCUGCCGUUCCUGAACUCGCUGAAGAUGAAAAUGUCAAUCCUUCUCGGAGUUUCUCAAAUGAACCUUGGGAUCAUAAUGAGCUACUUCAAUGCAAGAUUCUUCAAAUCGAGUGUGAAUAUAUGGUUCCAGUUCAUUCCGCAGAUGAUAUUCUUGAACAGCUUGUUUGGGUAUCUCUCGGUCCUCAUCAUCAUAAAAUGGUGCACUGGGUCUCAAGCAGAUUUGUAUCAUGUAAUGAUCUACAUGUUUCUGAGCCCAACCGAUGAGUUAGGAGAAAACCAACUUUUCCCACACCAGAAAACAGUGCAGCUGGUGCUUCUCUUUCUGGCUCUUGUUUCUGUUCCAUGUAUGUUGCUUCCAAAGCCGUUCAUCUUGAAGAAACAACAUGAAGCUAGACAUCAAGGUCAGUCAUACGCACCUCUUGAGGAGACGGAUGAGAGUCUUCAUGUGGAGGCAAACGGAGGAUCCCAUGGGGACGAGGAGUUUGAGUUCAGCGAGAUAUUUGUGCAUCAGCUGAUUCACACCAUAGAGUUUGUGCUCGGAGCUGUUUCCAACACCGCCUCGUAUCUGCGUCUAUGGGCUCUCAGUCUUGCACACUCAGAGUUAUCGUCAGUCUUCUUUGAGAAGGUCCUCCUCCUCGCCUGGGGGUACAACAAUUGGUUGAUAUUGAUCGUUGGGGGAAUAGUGUUCAUAUUCGCGACGGUGGGAGUGUUGCUGGUGAUGGAGACACUGAGCGCGUUCCUUCACGCACUGCGUCUACACUGGGUGGAGUUUCAGAACAAAUUCUACGAAGGAGAUGGUUACAAGUUCGCUCCUUUCUCUUUCACUCUCACCGCAAACGAGGACGAGUGAUUGAUUACUGAUAUGAAUCGAUUAAUUAAUGAUUCAUUCCCAUCUCAUCUUCUCUGCCAUUUGCAUAUAUAAAAGCGGCACUGCCAAACAAUGUUCUAUUUAUUAUUUUCCCCUUCUCUCUAUAAUUUUAUUUAUUUGCCUGUGUGAUCACACUUUUUUUAGACAGAAAAAAAAAGAAGAGGGGAUGAUGAUGGGAUCACACAACCCAUUUGUUGUUGUGUUUGUUUGGAAUUAAAUAAAAUAAUAAUAAUGCGACAAAUAAUGUGAGGAUUUGGGACCUUUGUUUUAUAUAAUAAGAUAAUUUAGUCCUCACUUUUGUGUUGUUUGAUUCAUAUGCAUUUAACCCAGAGUUGGAAAGUUUAGAGAUAAAGCUCACACAUUAAGAUCUAUGACCAUUAUUAAGUGUUGUGAAACUUGGAACUUUGAACUGAUAGCUAGGGGCCCAUAAGUGAGCCAUAACAUAAAUCAACCGCGGUUGUCAUGGACUCAUGGUAUUGAUUUGCUCAACGAAGGAUGGAUACAACUUUUAUUUACAAACUUCAUCUUUCUUUAAAAAAAGCAGAGAGGGAAUAGAGAGUCAAUGCAAAGAGUGCUCGCUCACACAAAUCACCAGAGUGAAUUAAUUUUAUUUAACGAGGCCCUGCUGCUAAGUUAAUGUGAAGUGGUGGAGACGGCGGCUGAAACGGUAGAGACAAGACUGUCAACGCCACAUAUGUUACGGCCUUUGCAAAUCUUAUAGAAACCAUUCUCACCCCAAGUCUCACCCCAAGAGUUCUUGAUGAUCCAGAAAGGCUUCUCCUUGAACCUAGCAGGAGCGUAACCAGCGGAGCCAUAACCGACCAAUAAGACACCGUGGUUGAGGCUCCUGGUGCAUAUGUAAGGGCAGGAGACUCCACCAAUGUAAGUCUGCAUAUAGGCAGCGUUGAUGGCUACAGCAAGAGGUCCGUUUUUAACAAGGUUGGCAGCAAUCUGUUGUUCAUCAAUGGAGAUGACACUGAAGUUGGAGACAGAGGCAACGAUCUUGGACUUGUCUAACUUGCAGACGGGGCCGUCCUUGCCGGUGUAAGGAUAGUCAUCUUCAGUCAUGAGGCCUCCGGUUUUGAGGGUGUAUUCAAAAGCGCUGUUCAUGAGGCCACCGUUGCAACCAGAGUCGCAUGAACCCGCCUCCUCUGGGUCACACUGCAUAGCAUACACAGCACAGAGAUGAUAAUCAGAAUACAAAGAGCAUUCGAGGCAAGCAACAAGAACAAAGUAAAUAACUUGAUUUAAUUAACUUAAUGGUUUUAUAAUAUUUGAUUCAACCUCGUGAUCACAGUCGACGAGCUGUUGUUCGCUAAGGCUGACGAGUUUGCCGGUGGCGAGGAAGUUAGCACCUUCAAGAGCUCCGGUGGCACUGAAACUCCAGCAAGAUCCGCAUGAUCCCUUAUAUUACCAAUCAAAUGAUCGAUCAAUACACAGUCUAACGAAUUCGAUAAGGCAUACAAUAUACCUGGUUUUUGACGGGAGUAACAGCUCCGUGAUCUCUCCAAUCGAAAUCCUCAGGGAGAUUCUCUGUAGGGAGAAUCGGAGCCUUGUUGGCGUCUUUGGGAAGCUUAAACCCGCCUCUGACACCGAGAUGCUUCUUCUUAAACUCAGACCGAGUCAGAUCCGAGAACUGUGUAACUCCGUGACGUGCAGAGGGAUCCAUCUUCUGGUGACGCCUCGCUCGCCUCACAUUCGCUUUGAAUACGGACAACCUGUAAUCGUGCUCCUCCCUGGAAGCGUAGACCUUCCCGAACUUGCUCUUGAACAGAGAAAAGUGAUCUUCCGACGAUAAUACAUUGGCCUCCGCUCCUCCAUCGACCACCUGCCGGAUCACCACAUCAUCGCCGUCCGUCGAUGAGGAGACGGAGACGGCGAGGAGGAAAGAAACAAGGAGAAGGGAGAUGGAAAACUUAAGAAUAUCCAUUUUGAUUUUUUUAAAGAAAUCAGAGAGGAGGAAGGAUUAUUAAUAUAGAACAAGGAAGAUGGAACCCUAAAGGCAAAGCUUAGAAUUGU
This is a messenger RNA of Eruca vesicaria subsp. sativa (arugula), 4158 nucleotides long. The record is from the annotation of a GenBank genome assembly. Lineage: Eukaryota; Viridiplantae; Streptophyta; Magnoliopsida; Brassicales; Brassicaceae.